Molecule: messenger RNA, 1512 nt
Organism: Ceutorhynchus assimilis (cabbage seed weevil)
Lineage: Eukaryota; Metazoa; Arthropoda; Insecta; Coleoptera; Curculionidae
Source: the annotation of a GenBank genome assembly
AUGGCGAGUACUGGCGUGGGAGACCUUGGCAUUAGUUUAGUUUUUGAUCCAAAAACUAGUGAUUGGUGUAUAUUUCUCAGUCGAUUAUCACAAUAUUUUCUUGCAAAAGGCAUUAAGGAAGAUGAUAUGAAAAGGGCGAUCCUGCUCUGCAGCCUUUCUGAGGAAGCUUUUAUUUUGCUCACAAAUUUAUGUGUUCCAGAGAAACCCGAGGAUUGUGAAUUCAAAAAAAUAGUUGCUAACCUUACGGGAUAUUAUGAAGUUAAAAAUUUGAUAUGGGUAGAGCGUGGAAAAUUUUAUGCAGCACAGAAAGGUGAAUGUGAAACGGCUCAGGAAUGGAGUACUAGGUUGAAAGAGCUAGCUAGUAAGUGUCAAUUUUCUGGAGCAUUGGACACAAAAUUGACCGAUAUCUUCAUUAACAAUUAUAAUAUUGGUAAAGUGAAAAAUACGCUCUAUGGCUUGAAGCCAACUGUAGUUUUUAGUGAAGCUUUGGAGACCGCACAAAUUGAAGAAGCCAGCCAAAUGGGAGUAAAGGAGGCCAAAGUAACUUCUGCGCAAACUACUGUAAAGCUUGAACCUGAAAACGAAGUAUUCACGAUGCCACAAGGCGGUCAUCAAGUGACAAGCUCAGGAAAUUUACAAGAAUUUUCGGAACGCAGGGGAAUUAGCGGCAACAGCGCGCAGCCACCGCGGUGGUCAGCAGGCCAACAGCGGGCUGGGAGAGCUCCGUUUUCUUAUGUUAGGGAGACUCAGCAGAGCCAAAAAAGGUUUGGUACUGUUGGUAGUGGUACCUCUGUUCUUCCACCAUCGCCCAGCUAUAGUCUAGCCACCACCCACGUUUUGAGCAACCACAGCACCACCUCUCAUUCACCUGAGAAUCCCGAGGAAACACGGGCGCCCAGUACCAAUUCGAGCCAUUCACCUCAACCACAACCGUCGUCCUCGACCACGCCCACUAAUACGAACAAUGCCCAAAGCAAACCGCCCUAUUCGUACGUAGCUCUGAUAGCUAUGGCCAUACAGUCUUCACACAUGAAAAGGGCAACCUUGUCCGAGAUAUACUCUUAUAUAACGUCAAAAUUUCCUUAUUACGAGAGAAACAAAAAAGGAUGGCAAAAUUCGAUAAGACACAAUUUAAGUUUGAACGAGUGCUUUGUAAAAGUACCAAGAGAAGGUGGAGGUGAAAGAAAAGGCAAUUACUGGACCUUGGAUCCUCAAUAUGAAGAUAUGUUCGAAAAUGGGAAUUACAGACGACGGAGAAGGAUGAAGAGACCUUACAGGUCAACGCAACCUUAUCCGAAAUCUUUCUUCGGUGAUGCAUUAGGACAACACGGGCUUGCACCGUUGCCGAGGAAUAUUUUCACUUCUCCCACAGCAUAUCCGCCUCCGUAUUCGAGAUACGAGCCUUCUUGGAUGGCACCUUCUCAAUUAGCUUCUUAUACUACUUGCAAUUCGGGAGGGUAUAGUUUCCAUUUUAUUGAUUACAAAGAAGUGUUUCCUGAACUUGAGACAUAA